Molecule: messenger RNA, 4944 nt
Organism: Paramuricea clavata
Lineage: Eukaryota; Metazoa; Cnidaria; Anthozoa; Malacalcyonacea; Plexauridae
Source: the annotation of a GenBank genome assembly
CUCUGACGAGGACAAAUUGGAAAACGACUAUGAAGAUGAAUUUUUAGAUGAAGGUAAGAGGAAGUACUGCAUGCAUGUAAAUGAAAAAAAGUACAAAACAAAAAACCCUGGAAAAACAGACUGUUUUUUAAGUAAAUGCGCGGAAAUCGUCCGAAAAUGAGAUACAUCCUUAUACAAACCAUCAUGUAUGAGCACCAAUUACUUGAGCAUGUUGCGUGUUUCUUUUUGAGGCACGAAUGCUGUUAUUUUCUAAAUACUGUAUAUCAAGACAAUCAAAUAGAACUGCAUGGUAGCAACUAUUUGGAUAUGUUGAUAUCAAUGAAUCAAUGAUUUACAGAAAUUUUGCCUUUCGUCAACUUCGCCCAAAAUUAUAGUACUAAUUUUAGUCAGCAUGGUUAAAUGAAUAUUUGUAGCAGCAUGGAGUAAUUUACCUGACCUUAGUACCGUAGGCAACCAAAAAUACGCGUGUAUAAUGCACCAAAUCAGUAUAACCAAAUGUCAAUUUCGAAAUAAAAUUUCACCAUUCCUCUGCAUGAAAUUUGUCGCGCGCCGCAUUCCUUUCAAGGACGGCGCUUGGCGGCGCAACAAACUUGAAAGAGGCUUAUUUAAAAAUUGACAUUUGUCAUAGAUUUGGUGCAUUGUACUUCUAGACGUACUUGGGGCUGCCUAUGGUUGUACAUAUCCCAGACUAAUAAAUGGUUUUGGUCAGCCUAGACCUAGGCCUUUACUCGGCUGGCUUUGGCAGGUAUCUUUGGCAGGUUUGGUCAAUUUCCGGCUAGCAUUUGGUAAUUAGCGCAAUGGCCAUUUGCCUCGUAAAGGCCUAGUCGAUUUCCCAAGUUCUCAAAUUAGCCCCAUAAGUUGGCCAUAACUUCUUGAUCCGAAAUUGAUCAGAAACCAACAACUAAAGCAAUUUAUACUGUCCAGUAGUUAUUACAUUAACUAUAAAAACAUUUUAUAUGACUAAACUAACCUAUUAUUAGUUUAUAAAUGUCGCGUUAAAUUGUAUUAAACAUCUUUAAAGGCCUUUAAAGUUCCAACAAUUUUGUACACUGAUUUAUACUCGAAAUAAUUCCUUUAUUCGCAAGACAAUCUACUGUUUUGCUUUGAAUAACUAUAUUUGCGAAUCGGGAAUGAGGAUUUUGACAUUAUUGUUCAAGUAUUAUGGAUAUACCAUUUGUAAACAAUGUACGUUUUAUACACUGUACGGGCUAAUAAUAUAUGUAUCCGUUUUAUUUAAUAAUUGUAUAUGUGUUUGUAUAUUUUACAAACACAAGGCUGAUUCUUGCCAAAAUUGAGAAAAUAUAUAUCAAUGUAGUUGUGUAAAAGACAAAAUUUCAUGAAAGAUUCUACUUUUGGUAUUUUGAGCUUUCGCUACACUUUGUCAACAUAUUAAAUAAUAGUGUUGCUUCAAACUUUAUGAUAAAAAACCCGAUUUUCUAGACGUGUAUACAAAUAAGAAUAGUAAGUUUAUACUAUAAAUGAGUUUAUUUUACCUGUAUCGGUUUAAAUUCGCUGUUAAGUUGCAAAUAAUUCUGUUUCAGAACGCAAUAAUUGGGCAUUGCGCAAUCAGGGCAGUUUCAGGGCAGUUUUGGCCUUGUUGUUGGGAAAUCCACUAGGCCUUCUAUUUUUUCGCUUGCGUCAGGCUUGCGUCCAUCCUCCACCCCGCCCCCAAAUCACCUAGUCCCAGUCUUUUCAUGUGAAAAAGCGAUGAAUAUUAAAAAAAUAAUAAAGAUAGAAGGCCUAGGUCUAGGCUGGGUUUUGGUCAUUGAAACUAAUUGACGUCUUUUGAUACGUGAAAGAAUGAAAUUUCACCGCAUUUUUAGUAAGUUUCGAAGAAACUUUACAGUAUUGUGACGAGUGGCGAAAAUUCAAACGAAUCAGUCAGUCAGUCAGUCAUAGUGUAAGGUUUCUGUGGGUCGAUUUAUGUUUGUAGUCGGAUUUAUUGUACUUACUCAGUACUUUGAAGGUUAAUUAAUAGGCAAUUCAGUUGUCUUAUUUAAAUAUUCUUUUGUCCUUUCUAAGAUGAAUGCAUACUUUUAUGUUAAUAUAGCGAAUAGUUUAAAAGAAACUUCUGAUGACAUCAUCGCUCGAUUGAAAAUACGAUCAAUGAAGGUAUGAACUAUUUUGUCAAGUAUAGUGCAUGACCAUCUGCAUGUUCUCGUUAGCCAUGCAACAAAAUGUAUUGCAUCUGGAACAGAGUUGCAAGAAUGCUGCGGGUAUGCGGUUACCACCUGUGAUAAAGGUUUACCAUGUGUGAGCUCAGUGAGGAAGAUUUACUGUGGAACACUCUACUCAACACUAACAUCAUAAAACAAAUAAAUUAUGCUUGACUCUUGGCAGGUUGAGUUUGCAGCAUGCUGAUAAUUGGGUUGGUAACUACUGGGAUGGUACUGACACCAGACAGCUAUCACAUUGGAGAAUGCCGAGGAGGAAACAUUAACAAUUGAAAAAUUUUCUGUAGGAAAUCAUUUUGAAUGACAUAAUAGGGCCAUUUAUACGGGACAAAAUAAGUCGCGACUUACAUAAGACGCGUCUUAUAUAAGCGGAGUUAUCGCAUAAAUGGUUCUCUACGGGUUUAUUCUUAUUUACUUGCUAUAGCUAUAAUGUUGUUUCGGUUGUUUUUGUUUUAAUAUGCAAGGCAAAUAAUUUUACGUUGUUUCAAGUUUCGGGCAUGUGUAGUUAGAAUUUUUGUCCAAAAUAUUUUAUUUAAGACGCGACUUAAAUAAGAACAGCUAAAAGUCCUGUUCUUAUGUAAGACGCGUCUUAUCCAAGACGCGUCUUACAUAAGAAUUUUGUACCUUUUAUACGACAAACUCGCGUCUUAUUUAGGUCGCGUCUUAUGUAAGUCGCGUCUUUUUUUGUCCCGUAUAAAUGGCCCUAAUGUAUAUUUUGCAAUUUGAAAGAGCCACGAUUCACAUUAUUUUGAGGAACGUUUCAAAACUUGAUAUUUACUGAAAGGAAUUAGGUUCAACAGUUCUUGCAAACUCUGUUCUGGAAAUCCUUAUGUGUUGUAGCAAUGCCAAAUGAUCACACUCCCAAUUUGUGAAUUUUCUGACCUUCCUAUACCCCAAUAUUUUAGGGAUAUGAAAACGGAACCACGGGAUUUUUUGUUGGACCAAUUGUUGAAAAACACAGUCUGUCAUGUAUAGGGAUGCCAGAUGUAUAGUUGUUAGAGUUUGAGUGCCAUCCACAAAUUUAUUCCAAUAAAUCAUAUUCGGGCAGUUCAUUUAAGCGAAUUAGGAGUCUCUACCGCGCAUCCAACGAGGCGUUCUGCGUUGGCAUAGAUCGCAGUUGAAAAUAAAACAUGUAGUAUUGGAAUAUCCGCAUGAAAUAUUAGAAUAACCAUGCAUAUGAAAUAUCUACUGUUCAAUCAUUAUUUGAAUAUGCAAAAAGUUGCUCAAAAACAACGACGCACGGUUUAUUCACUUGAAAUUACAAAAUUUAAUCCAUCAAUUGCACCUUUCUUUAUUUUGAUUACACAGAAGACAUUAUAUGUGCUAGUAAAAAAAUUAUUCAAUGGCUAUAUUCUAUUGUAGUUAUAGAUGAAACACGAUUACUCAUUAAUAAUUCAUAAGCUUAUUGGCAAAUCAUGUCAACAAUAAUAUGUCACAUGCAGUGGCUUCAAACCUGAUAAAACACUUAUAUAAAACAUUUAUAUAAAGAAUACUAAUGAAGCAGAAUCUAUUGUUGUCGUCUCCUCAUUAGUAUUCUUUAUAUAAAGAAUACUAAUAAGGCGGUAUAUCUAGAAUUUGUAGUCGUGUUUGAAGCCGUUUAAUAAACUUGCAGGUCGUGUUUUAUUAGGUCGAAAGCCACUCGCGCUGCGCGCUCGCGGCUUUAAACCUAAUAAAACACUCCUGCUCGUUUAUUAAACAGUACAUAAAAGAUUGCACAGUUCAUUUCUUCAACAUAUUUAAUGUACGCGUAAAAUCCAACAUCUUGUAUAGCAAGUCUGCCAACAAGCUGUCAACAGUUGUGUUCGCACUGCUCGUCCCAAGUUGUCAACAAGUUUGCAACAACUUGUCAACAGUUGUCACAACCUUGUUGAUUAUCAGACUUGUAUAGCAAGGUUGUCCCAACAAGUCCGAUACAGUCAUGAUAUAACAAUAUUGUUACAACCUAGUGUCGUCAACCUUGUAAUAUUCUUGUUAUAUCAUGACUGUAUCAGACCUGUUAGAACAACCUCAAGUAUAACAAGGCUUGUUACAAGUUGUUAACAGCUUGUUCCAAACUUGUUAAACGACUAGAACGAGCAGUGCAAGCAAAACUUGUCCACAGCUUGUGAACAGAUUUGUAACAAGUUGUUUGCAGACCUGAUAACAACUUGUGCGUUUUUACUCGCGUACAUUGUUAUGAUUCAACCGCAACUUAUCCCGAACGCGUCAUUUGUAUGCGCAGUCGAGACUCUGUAUUAGCUUAUUAAAGGACGUUGGCAGUAAAAAAACACGUCUUGUUGCAGAUUUUUCAUGUCAGGCAUAAUUCUUGUUAAUAAUCUCGAGUUAAUAACCACAUUUCCACAUUGAUUAUGGUCUUGAUGACGUCAGACCGGAAUUAGCCUUAUAAAAUUACUUGUCAAAACCAAAAGUUUGUUUAAUUUAAAAUAUUUUUUUACUCCGUUCGAAAUUUGAAAUAGCAACCAAAAACGAGUUUUGUGCUCAUAUUGAUCACUGGCUUUCAAGAUAAAAAAAUUGCGUCACCCUACUUGCGACGUAACGUGCAUAUCUUCAAUAAUCCAAUAUGGCGGACAGGUGACUCUUCAGAGUCAAAAUAUUUCAAGAAUUAAAACAAAUAUGAAAUAUCGCUAUAGUGGCCUUUAAGGAAAAUUUGAAGGCUUUUUAUUUCAUAACGUUUAGUUGAACUUUUGUUCAAUCUGCCCAUUUUUCUGUUUUAUAGCAAACAGAGCGACAUAAUGACAGAAUGGCCGAGCUUAAUUUGCCCGGGAAGUGA